AUGGCUGCUGGACAACAGGCUUUGGGUGACCAGCUACUGAAAGCCGUCACCGUGGUGGAGAAGGCGGUGGACCAAGAAAUGGAAGAAAUGGAACACUUAGGAGAGGGUGACCUCGAGGCGUUACGUCGGAAACGUGUGGAACAACUGAAAAAGAGGCAACUCGAAAAACAGGAGUGGCUACGAAAUGGGCAUGGAGAAUAUGAAGAGUUACCAGAUGAACGUGCCUUCUUUGAUGCAACAAAAAAAUCUAAUAAAUUAAUUGCACACUUCUAUCGAACCUCAACAGAACGUUGUAAAAUAGUCGAUAUGCAUCUCAGCAAACUUGCACCGAAGCAUUUGGAAGCUCGUUUCGUGUGUGUAAAUGUUGAAAAGUUUCCAUUCCUAACGAAACGUUUGAAUAUAAGNGUUCUGCCAACAAUAGCGAUCGUUAUUGAUGCGAAAACGGUCGAUUAUAUUCGUGGAUUUGACGAGUUGGGUGCAACGGAUGAGUUUAAAACUGAAACGCUGGAGUGGCGAUUAGCUCAGUCUGGUGUAAUCAACUACAAUGGACCAUCAGGUCUACCGAAUGCACGAUCAGCCGAUACACGAACUAAACGGAUAAGUAAAGGAGUACCAAAGAAAAUCAUUCGAGGCAAACAAGACGAAGACUCAGAAAAUGACGAUUGGUAA
Anisakis simplex (herring worm) is the source of this 669-nucleotide messenger RNA. NCBI's taxonomy places the organism in Eukaryota, Metazoa, Nematoda, Chromadorea, Rhabditida, Anisakidae. The record is from the annotation of a GenBank genome assembly.